AUGCCACCACAACCCGGAGUCUUCCCCAUAAACUACAGCGGCGCUUCUCACAAAGGCCGUCACGCACCCUACCCCGACGUUGACAUGGCGCCUCCGUACCACCAAGCAGGACCCAGCUCCAGGUUACAUGAAGAUGGAAAGAAGGAGAAGAGACGAAAAGAUAUCUCUGGCAAGGUUGGAAAGGAAAUACACGACAGACGAGAAGACGCUCGACAUUUCAGCGAAACGAUAUCGGCACUGCACAGUACAUCACUUCAACUCUCGAUGCGGCCUGAAACAAAUGCCAUGUUCAAGCUGCGACUGUACCCUCUUUCGCUUGAACGGUCUGCGCUGCUCGCUCAGGUUGAAUUUGAAGAAAAGUAUGCAAUUGAGUGUGCAGAACAGGCGUACAAUGAGGAGCGGGAUCGUGUGGAAGAAGAAUACAAGCGUGGUAGGGAGCGUGUGCGGGAGCGGCUUCUGGAGGGUAUUGAAGACCGUCGCCGGAGAGCAAGAGAAGAGAAGGAUGGAGAGGGCACCGUUGGAGAUGCUGCACUGGACUCACACUCGAGGCCGCCAAUAACCCGAAAACUGAGAAACAAGAUGGGAACAUCGCCUCCACCAACGCCCCACGGUGCGCUCGGCGCUGCUCAAGUCAACGGGCCCAGCGGGAUCAGCCACUUGCCAAUCACAUCCGGGCCCUUCCUCAACCCACACUCGCUCUCGGUCGACGAAAUCCCUUCACCAUUCCCAUUAGCCCUCACGUCCACAACAACGCCCAGCAACGCAAACCCAAUUGGUGGCACAGGUGGUGGCACAACCAACGGACGUCGAAGGCCCAAAGGCGGUGGAGCUCACCAACAUCAAAACAUUGGCGGGUUGGGCAAAAGUAUCGCCAUGCUCGGAGCUAGCAAAGACAACGAAAUCGAAAGCGACCUUGGCGACAUUCGCAGAGGGAACAAGCGCAGGAGGGCGGUGCAGAUGGGCAAGUCUUCGUGA
Molecule: messenger RNA, 975 nt
Organism: Coprinopsis cinerea okayama7#130
Lineage: Eukaryota; Fungi; Basidiomycota; Agaricomycetes; Agaricales; Psathyrellaceae
Exons: 4
Coding region: 1-975 (324 amino acids)
Source: RefSeq, a predicted model, not a curated record